ACAGCCCGCAGCAACACCGCACCCUCACUGCGCAGCACAGCCCGCAGAACACACCAGAAGCCACACCAGAGCCCGCUGCUGCCGAGCUGAGAUGGAGACCGUGCACGAGCUGAUCCCCUUCGCCAAGGAGAUGCUGAGCCAGAAGCCCAACAGGAAGAUGGUCAAGCUGUACAUGGUGGGCAGCGUGCUGGCCUUCUUCGGGGUGGUCAUCGGCCUGGUGGAGACCGUGUGCAGCCCCUUCAGCUCCCAGCCCAGCCCGGAGGACGAGGAGGACAAGAACAAGCCCGGGGCGGCCCGGGAGCAGCAGAAAAGGGAGGAUUUGGUGCUGGCCAAGGGCAAGGCACAGCCGGCGCUGCAGAGGGCCCUGGUGACCCGGCAGCACGCGUCCUAGGCGGAUCCGCACAGAGACUCCACCAGGGGGGUUCCAGCACGCAGGGAAGGCUCGGCCCGAGGAGGCUGCACGUCUGACACCCGCCACGAGAGAAGGGCUUUAUUUGCUGCUGUGCAGCAGUGGGGAAAAAUACCUUUUGUUGGUAUAAACCUGUGCGCCAUGCACAGCGUGGUUUCUUAUUUUUCAUACGGACGCGUUUUACACCA
Molecule: messenger RNA, 597 nt
Organism: Melospiza georgiana
Lineage: Eukaryota; Metazoa; Chordata; Aves; Passeriformes; Passerellidae
Gene: G0S2
Product: G0/G1 switch 2
Exons: 2
Coding region: 92-391 (99 amino acids)
Biological process (GO): positive regulation of extrinsic apoptotic signaling pathway
Cellular component (GO): mitochondrion
Source: RefSeq, a predicted model, not a curated record